UUAUUUUCUUAUUAAUUCCAUUAUUUCUCCACAGUCUUUCUCUCUUUCUCUCUCUGGCCAACAACUGGAAGGAUUCUUCUCUUGCUCUUGGUGUCCAUUAGAGUUCUCUUUGACCCUCUUUGAGGCUGGGAGGAGGAGGAAGGAGAAAUGGGCAAUGGGAUGGGGACUGUUGUUCUCUUGUUGCUUCUUUUUGUUUACUUUUUGCAGGUUGGAGGAGGUUUGGGCUUGGAACAAGGCCACCAGACUGAGAGGAUUUCAGGGAGUGCUGGUGAUGUGUUGGAAGAUGACCCUGUAGGAAGGCUGAAAGUAUUUGUGUAUGAGCUACCUAGCAAAUACAACAAAAAGAUUCUACAGAAGGACCCCAGAUGCCUCACACACAUGUUUGCUGCGGAGAUCUUCAUGCAUCGGUUCUUGUUGUCAAGUCCUGUCCGAACUCUUAAUCCUGAGGAAGCUGAUUGGUUCUAUACACCUGUGUAUACAACUUGUGAUUUAACUCCUAACGGACUUCCUUUGCCAUUUAAAUCACCGAGGAUGAUGAGAAGCGCGAUUCAGCUAAUUUCCUCCAAUUGGCCUUACUGGAAUAGAACAGAAGGAGCUGACCACUUCUUUGUUGUCCCACAUGACUUUGGUGCAUGUUUUCACUAUCAGGAAGAGAAAGCUAUUGAAAGGGGAAUUCUUCACAUGCUCAAACGUGCCACACUUGUUCAAACUUUUGGGCAAAGGAAUCAUGUCUGCUUAAAAGAGGGUUCCAUCACCAUUCCUCCAUAUGCCCCUCCCCAGAAAAUGCAAGCUCACUUAAUUCCUCCUGAUACACCUCGAUCUAUAUUCGUUUACUUCCGGGGUUUGUUUUAUGAUGUGGGGAAUGAUCCUGAAGGCGGUUACUAUGCAAGAGGUGCCCGAGCAUCAGUGUGGGAGAACUUUAAAGACAACCCUCUGUUCGACAUAUCCACAGAACAUCCGACAACCUACUACGAAGACAUGCAACGCGCUGUAUUUUGCUUGUGUCCCUUGGGCUGGGCACCAUGGAGUCCUAGAUUAGUUGAAGGAGUGAUCUUCGGUUGCAUCCCUGUGAUCAUAGCAGACGACAUUGUCCUUCCAUUUGCCGAUGCCAUUCCAUGGGAAGAGAUUGGAGUGUUUGUUGCCGAAAAGGAUGUUCCUAAAUUGGACACAAUCCUCACAUCCAUUGCCCCGGAGGUGAUACUAAGGAAACAAAGGUUGCUUGCCAACCCUUCAAUGAAGCAGGCCAUGUUGUUUCCACAACCGGCGCAAGCCGGUGAUGCUUUCCACCAGAUACUGAACGGGCUCGCACGGAAGCUCCCGCACGACAAAAGUAUUUACUUGAAACCGGGGCAAAAGGUGUUGAACUGGACUGCAGGACCUGUAGGUGAUCUGAAACCUUGGUAGUUCAUGCAAUAGAAAUGCAAAUGAAGUGUAAAUUUUUUGUGGUGUUUAUGGUGGUCUCUCAUAUCUCUAUGUUCUUUUUGUAGCAUUAGAUACAUAAUGUAUGUGUAUUUGACCCUCCUUGCUAUUAUAAUUAAACAUUUAAAGGUUAACAUCUUCAUCCA
This is a messenger RNA of Dioscorea cayenensis subsp. rotundata (Guinea yam), 1565 nucleotides long. RefSeq names its product probable beta-1,4-xylosyltransferase IRX10L. The record is from RefSeq and is a predicted model, not a curated record. The transcript is spliced from 4 exons. NCBI's taxonomy places the organism in Eukaryota, Viridiplantae, Streptophyta, Magnoliopsida, Dioscoreales, Dioscoreaceae. Gene Ontology annotation, molecular function: glycosyltransferase activity. Gene Ontology annotation, biological process: plant-type secondary cell wall biogenesis; glucuronoxylan biosynthetic process. Bases 148 to 1404 code for a protein of 418 amino acids.